Messenger RNA from Trypanosoma rangeli, 390 nucleotides. Its product is annotated as trafficking protein particle complex 2. Lineage: Eukaryota; Euglenozoa; Kinetoplastea; Trypanosomatida; Trypanosomatidae. The record is from RefSeq and is a predicted model, not a curated record. The transcript has a single exon. The coding region runs from base 1 to 390 and encodes 129 amino acids. Gene Ontology annotation, cellular component: cytoplasm; nucleus; TRAPP complex. Gene Ontology annotation, biological process: endoplasmic reticulum to Golgi vesicle-mediated transport.
AUGUUGAUGGUCAUUGGGCCAGAUGAUGCUUCAUUGUUUGAGUGCACAAAGUCGGUGGAUAACGAGAGUACACCCCUGUCGCGGCAGUUAAUGCUGUACGCCUCACUAGAUCUCUUAGAUGACGUUCUAUGGACAACAGGGGAUUUCCUCCUCCCCGCGAUUGAUCGGCCAUUGGAUGGAAAGUACUACGUUUCAGCGUAUGUCGGUUUUGCGCCCAUCAAACUACUACUGAUGCAAGAACAUGAACCCAAUAAAAAUACCCGUCAGCUUAUGAAUGAAGUUUAUGGACUGUGCGUGCGAUAUUUUUUGAAUCCCUUUUCGUCUCCAAACACCCCUGUUCGCUCCACGCUGGGGGAGAAAGUCCGUCGGCUGUAUGAGCGUCACGCGUAG